Messenger RNA from Acipenser ruthenus (sterlet), 1050 nucleotides. RefSeq names its product leucine-rich repeat-containing protein 72. NCBI's taxonomy places the organism in Eukaryota, Metazoa, Chordata, Actinopteri, Acipenseriformes, Acipenseridae. The record is from RefSeq and is a predicted model, not a curated record. Gene Ontology annotation, molecular function: protein binding. The coding region runs from base 166 to 960 and encodes 264 amino acids. The transcript is spliced from 9 exons.
AUGUACCUCACACCUUUGCAGGUCUACGUCUUAUGAGCUAAAACAAUUGUAGCCAUUCCAUUUUAUGCGUAUUCACCGGCAUCGCGUUUUUUGUGUUUGUUAUGAAACAAAGGUGAAGGGUGACGUUUCCUGGCAACAGUAAACUUGAACGCUACCCGACAGGUCAUGGCUUCGUGCGAAAAGGUAAUACAAGAUCAGCUGCAGAAGUAUGGCUUUAAAAGAGAGGCAGACCUCAGCGAGCUGUAUCUUGCAAACAAAGGUCUAAUAGAUGUCACUGAUCUCUCGAGAUUUCAGAUGUUGAAAUACUUAUGGCUAAAUAACAAUAAGAUUAAAAAAGUACACUGCUUGAACUACAUCUAUCGGCUAACUGAACUGUACCUCCACAACAAUGAUCUUACCAAUAUUACAGGUUCUUUGAGCCAUUUGAAAUCCCUGCAGGUUCUGAUGCUUCACAACAACCAGUUGACAAAGCUGGUUGGCACUGUGUCAGAACUCAAGGGGAUGCAAUUUCUGAAGACACUAAGUUUAUUCUUAAAUCCUUUGGCACAAGAUUCAGGAUACCGUCUCUAUGUCAUUCAUUAUGUGCCAUCUCUGCAUUUGCUUGACAGAAGAGAAGUAAAGCAAGAAGAGAGAAAUGCUGCUUUCAGCCUGUACAAUGCUGAGCGGGCCUGUGUCCUUAAAUCAUUAGCAUUUGGAAGGCGGGUAAAAGCACCCCUGCUAGCAAAAGCCAGAGCUCCAGCAAUAAGGUCCCUCACUUACUGUGAUAAAUCUGGCUUGAGAAGAAACCAAAAAAAAGUUCCAUUACAGGACCCAGAUGCGGCUGUGCUGAACAGGGCCAUGCAAAGGUCACUGAUGCAGUACUCCUCCAUUGACUGGAACACAAUACCUUCAUCAGAGCAGAAACGCCUGGAGGAUCAACCUUCUGAAUCACCUAAGAUAAUCACUGUUAAAUUCAGAUGAUAUGUUCACAAACAUACCCCAAUCCUACCCCUUACUGCAGGCAUGUCACCCAAUCGUUACUACUAACUGAAUAAAAAAACUUGAAAUGUG